GGCGCUGUUUCUGCUUUCACCUCCUAAGGUUGAGAGAAAGUGAAUCGUAAUAGGUUUUUUUUCUUUCUCGGUCGUAAUUCGUAAAAUAUCUGGUGUACGUUCGUGGUGAAGUGAAAACAUUACAUAUCUCAGGUGCUGAGAGAUGGGGAAACAAAACAGUAAGCUUCAGCCGGAGCAAAUUACCGACCUUGUUCAACAGACGGAAUUUAACGAACAAGAACUACAGGAAUGGUACAAAGGUUUCCUCAAGGACUGCCCCAGUGGUCACCUUACUGUUGAAGAGUUCAAGAAAAUCUAUGGAAAUUUUUUCCCGUACGGCGACGCGUCAAAGUUUGCGGAGCACGUUUUUCGCACGUUUGAUAAGAACGAGGAUGGUACGAUCGACUUCCGUGAGUUCAUUUGCGCUUUGUCGGUGACUUCGCGCGGAAAACUCGAGCAGAAGCUGAGAUGGGCGUUCAGCAUGUACGACUUAGAUGGUAAUGGUUACAUUUCCAAAGAAGAAAUGCUGGAAAUCGUUAGGGCCAUUUAUAAGAUGGUGGGAUCUGUGAUGAAAAUGCCUGAAGACGAGAGCACGCCAGAGAAACGAGUCGAGAAGAUUUUCCAGCAAAUGGAUAAAAAUCUGGAUGGAAAGCUCUCACAGGCCGAGUUCAUCGAAGGAGCCAAAAGCGACCCCUCAAUUGUGCGCCUACUGCAAUGCGACCCUGCUGGGGGCUCCGGCUAGGCUUGGAACAUAAUUAGAUUGUGAAUAGCAGCUAUUGUAUUAUCUUGGCCGAAAACUCUUAAAUAUGCUUUCUGUCCUUUAGUCAAGAGUAGCACCCCCAGUUUUGCGCUUACACUUACUACCUUGAAAUUGGAGUGAUGGCUUUUUUACAUGGUUAGGUACUUAGUAUUGAGUGAAUAAAUGAUCUAGACCCUCUCAGAGGA
Pocillopora verrucosa is the source of this 924-nucleotide messenger RNA. RefSeq names its product neurocalcin homolog. The record is from RefSeq and is a predicted model, not a curated record. NCBI's taxonomy places the organism in Eukaryota, Metazoa, Cnidaria, Anthozoa, Scleractinia, Pocilloporidae. Gene Ontology annotation, molecular function: calcium ion binding.